This is a messenger RNA of Rhipicephalus microplus (southern cattle tick), 2529 nucleotides long. Its product is annotated as START domain-containing protein 10. The record is from RefSeq and is a predicted model, not a curated record. Lineage: Eukaryota; Metazoa; Arthropoda; Arachnida; Ixodida; Ixodidae. Gene Ontology annotation, molecular function: lipid binding.
CAACAACGCUGAGCUCUCGCACUUCUGCUGUCGAAAAAAUAUAGUAUUGUACAUAGUUUUACCGGCUGCCGGUCACAAGUUUUUGGAACGUUUUCGCGGCUUCCGCAGUCUGUGACUCUACGUACGUACUGCACGUUAUUCACCCACGCAGGUUAUUUGCUCGCUAAGCGAAAACACUCUUGCCAUUCUAUAAACUGCCUCUGCUUCUGUAUGAUAACGUCAAUCAGUCGAGUGGCUGGCGGCAUGCCAGCCUUCGUUGUACCUUCGUGCCUGCUUCGUGCUGUUCACGCAAUUUUAGGAAACUCUAUGGUUCACGCGUGUCCGCGAAAGGUCUAAUCGGCACCGGCAUCAAACAAUGGCUGCAACCAACGUCGGCUUUCCGGACUUGCCGCAACUGAGAACCGAGCACGAAUGAGCCGGCCGAAUCUCUUUUCUCUCGUACUGCCUUAACAGCCUUAACUACGAUAAGCGCUAACUACGGACCAUUGCUAUCACAAUGGACGUAGGCGAAGUUCGUAUCGCUGAUGAUCGAGAUUUCGAGCGCCUGAAGGUUCUGGCCGACAAGCAUGACGGCUGGAAAGUCGAGUACAAGAAGAAAGAUACGACCGUGUGGACUAAAUCAACGCAGCAGACAGAGUUCAAGAUGAUAAAGCUGCACACCGCGUACAAGGAUGUCAGUCCGCCUCUGCUCUUUGACGUGGUGAUGGAUCCACUGUACCGAAAGAAGUGGGAUGUGUACAUGCUGGAGAGUCGUGAUAUCGGAUCGUUGAAUCCUAACAAUGACGUUGGAUAUUACGCAGGUGACUGGGCAGCGCUGCGUGUUGCGAACUUUGUCGAAUUUACUUGUGACGUGAUGCCGUGUUUUUCUUGUAGUUCGGUCACCACCUCCCUUCAGAACCGGGACUUCGUCCUCCAAAGAUCGUGGCUGCAAACGGAUAAAGAGUGGCUCGUAAUAAAUCAUUCAGUGUUUCACGAGUCUGCACCACCAAAGAAGGGCUUCGUGCGGGCCAUUUCGUACCUGACUGGACUUGUAAUCCAGCCUGACGGCGGCUGUGGUUCCAAGCUGACCUAUGUAACGCAGUGUGAUCCCAAAGGCUCACUACCAGCAUGCUUUGUAAACAAGCUCACUCAAAUUUUCGCUCCGAAUAUGGCAAAGAAGUUGCGAAAAGCUUGCCUGGAGUAUAAUGAAUGGAAGAAAGCUCACCAGCCGAGCUACAAGCCUUGGCUGCACCCUGAACAGAUGAACUUGCCAAGAUUGGAUCUGUACCCGCUGCGUGAGCACAGGACAUCAGGAAUUGCAGGAGGACAUCUUGGAUGAAAGUCUCGUCGAGGAGCAGGAGAUAUGCAGUUUUGAGGACAUUGACGACCUGUAGUUGUGCUCAAGUGAGCCUGUUGAUUGGGUUUGCCAUUGUUUGUUGAUGAGAGGUGGAUGUCUAAUCCAGGGCCAUGUCUCUCUUGUCUGCAGCUAUUCGGAAUUGUUUUAAGAACUGAUCGUGUAAUACCAAAGCAAUACUGAAAGCUACAGUCUACCUGGUGCCUGUUUAUGUAGUUAAGUUUUCUAAGAGCCAAGAAACUGCUCAUAAACAGUCGCUGUUGACGUAAGCCAAAGAUAAGAGUGGCCACUCCUUUCGUGCUAACUUCUUAAAUACGUUGGAGCUCUUGCGGUGAGAACAUUCUUAUGUCGAAGUUUGUGCUGCUUGGCGGAACACCGAGUUUCAAGAAACUUGGUUGUCGAAGUGGUUUGAGCUGCUUUCUGCCGGUGAGUAAUUUGUUGAUGUGAAAUCUGUUGGGAGAUGUGAUAUCACACAGUUUCAUUUUUACCAGCACCUGUGAUGACAUCUAACCCAUGUUUCCAGUGUGAAUUUUACUCCUAUUUUUUUUUCUAACUGCUUGCAGGCCUAUGAAUGUCCUUGUUCCUUCCCGUCCGAGGCUACAGUUGGAGUGAUAUGUGAUUGGCACAUUAUUCACUAAAUAGUUAAGGUCAUUUCAUUAUAUCACACCACUGCCAUUAACACAUACACUAGCAGUAGCUGGCUGUGUUUGCAUUUUAAUGCCAGUGCAAAAGGCGCUAUAAAAAGGCAGUCAUGCAGCUUUUACACCUGCAAUGGCUGCACUGUUUGUGAGUCGUGGCUGUGUAUGUGGCUUGUGCCUAAGCAAAGAAAUCAGGCACUAAUUUUUAUCUUAACUGACCAUUGCAGAUCUCUGACAUUUCAUAAGAUUGCGUAUUAGCCAUUCCUGUUGACUACAAUCUUAAUUAUUGUACACCACAUAGUGUGUAAUAAUGUUCCGUAAAAAUAGUAGCCAGCCUUGUGUGCUCUCUUGUUUACCGCUAUGCACUCACCACUUUCCUUUGAAGAAUAAAGGGGAAUCUUCAAAUGGCCCCUCACCAGGCAUUGCUGCAAAUGUUCGGAUUUUGCACUGAGCAUUGUAAAGCGCUAUCUAGGCAGGACUUUUCUGGAACAGAUUUGAAAACGAUUCUUAAUCAUACCCUGGUUUAUGCCCAUGGAAUGCCAGAGUUUUUCUUAAGGA